GACAUCCACAGAGACAAAACUGCAAAGAUGAGCAGCUGUUCCAAGACAGAAUGGGAUCAGAAGGAGCUGAGGAUCGUCCUGCUUGGGAGUGUCAGAGCUGGGAAGAGUUAUUCAGGAAACAAAAUCCUGGGCGAUGACAACCUAUUCCCCUCAAGAAGGGAUAUGAGUGCUGUCACAAAGAGGUGCCAGAAGGAACAGGAGGUUAAAGAAAACCAAACCGUGGUUGUUGUUGAUACUCCUGGUCUGUUAAAUGCUAACAAAAAAGAAGCAGAGAUUAUGAAAGAGAUCCAGACAUCCAUCAGUCUAUGCAAACCUGGUCCUCAUGUGUUCCUGUUUGUGCUGAAUACGAGUGAAAGAUACACAGUGGAUAUGGAAGACAAGGUUAAAAGCCUUUUUGGCAAAAACGCACUGGAUUACACUAUGGUGUUGUUCAACGUUAAAGACAAUGAGUUUGACUGCAAAGAGGACUUUAUCGGUGACAAAGGCAAUCUCCAAGACCAUCUAACAAAGUAUAAGUAUGGAGAUUAUUUUUUUGACGGGAGUACUGAAAAGGUACCUGAGCUACUGACAAAGAUCAAUGAUCAAGUUAAGGAAGCAAACGGACGCCACUACACCGCUGAGAUGCUCCAAGAACAUGUGGAGCAGUUAAAAAAUGCAAAGACAGGACAACCAAAUUCCAAGAUAGCUAUUAAAACUGGUGUUUUAUGUGUUGUGUUGGUUGGAGGUCUGCUUGGGUAUCGGGCUUUUAAUGAUACGCUAACGUCUACGAUAGGCGCAAUAUUCGGAGCUAUAGGGGGCGGACUACUGUGCGUUGCAGUGGCAUGUAUAGUGAAAAGAACCAAAGAAAAGUGUGAAUGCUGCAAAACAUGAUCUGUUAUUUAACCCUCAUGUUGUCCUCAUGUUGUCCUCAUGUUGUCCUCAUGUUUUCCUCAUGUUGCCCUCAUGUUGUCCUCAUGUUGUCUUAAUGUUGCCCUCAUGUUGCCCUCAUGUUGUACUCAUGUUGUCUUCAUGUUGUCCUCAUAUUGUCUUCAUGUUGUUCUCAUGUUGCCCUCAUGUUGUCCUCAUGUUGUCCUCAUGUUGCCCUCAUGUUGUCC
Etheostoma cragini (Arkansas darter) is the source of this 1094-nucleotide messenger RNA. RefSeq names its product GTPase IMAP family member 4-like. Lineage: Eukaryota; Metazoa; Chordata; Actinopteri; Perciformes; Percidae. Gene Ontology annotation, molecular function: GTP binding. The record is from RefSeq and is a predicted model, not a curated record. The transcript has 2 exons. The coding region runs from base 28 to 870 and encodes 280 amino acids.